ACUUUGAGGACGUCCCUUAUCCGUUGGCUCGCUGGUGAGAGUCGUGAGGAGCGGCAGGCCCGUCGACUAGGGAUUCUGGGAGCAACUCGAGAAGGGAUAGAAGACAUUGGCCGGCGCGUUGGCGAGGCUGAGUUGUGCGCUGAGGUCUGCAUCGGCAAUGGGGCGGCUCUUGAGGAGGCUGGUGUGAGUCCGUUACUUCCGCUAGUUGAUCACGUGUGA
This is a messenger RNA of Perkinsus marinus ATCC 50983, 219 nucleotides long. RefSeq lists its product as hypothetical. NCBI's taxonomy places the organism in Eukaryota, Perkinsozoa, Perkinsida, Perkinsidae. The annotation marks the transcript as partial. The record is from RefSeq and is a predicted model, not a curated record. The transcript is spliced from 2 exons.